Molecule: messenger RNA, 1572 nt
Organism: Fraxinus pennsylvanica
Lineage: Eukaryota; Viridiplantae; Streptophyta; Magnoliopsida; Lamiales; Oleaceae
Source: the annotation of a GenBank genome assembly
AUGGCUAGUUCGACGCUGACCGGACUGUUAAACGAGGUCGCCGGAAAAUUCCCUUCCCGGCGAGCGAUCUCUGUCUCCGGCAAGUUCAAUAUCUCUCAUGCACGUCUCCAUGAACUCAUCAAACGUGCCGCUUCUUGCCUCCUCGACGCCGGCGUGAAGCCAGGUGACGUUGUAGCCCUCACCUUCCCCAACACCGUCGAGUUUGUAAUUAUGUUUUUGGCUGUAAUUCGUGUCCGAGCCACAGCGGCCCCACUCAACGCGGCCUACACUUUUGACGAGUUUGAGUUCUACUUAUCAGACUCGGAAUCAAAAAUUCUGUUGACUUCGAAAGAAGGCAACAAGCCGGCUGAAGCUGCGGCUUCGAAGCUGAACAUCCCUCACGUGACUGCCACACUGUCCGAUGCCAACUCGGAACUCACCCUCUCCUCAACUUUGCCUCAGUCAAACCCAGAUUCAGUCUCUAAAAUCGUCAAUGACCCAUCUGACGUGGCACUCUUCCUGCAUACUUCCGGAACCACAAGCCGACCCAAAGGCGUCCCGUUAACUCAGCACAAUUUGUACUCUUCUGUUCAAAAUAUUAAAUCAGUGUAUAAACUCACUGAGUCAGACUCGACAGUGAUCGUGUUACCGUUAUUUCACGUGCAUGGGUUGUUAGCAGGGUUAUUGAGCUCGCUAGGAGCUGGAGGUUCGGUGGCUCUCCCAGCCGCCGGCCGAUUCUCAGCUUCAACAUUUUGGUCAGACAUGAAAAAGUACAAUGCCACGUGGUACACUGCCGUGCCUACCAUUCAUCAAAUCAUACUAGACCGCCACCUCAGCAGCGGUGAAACCGACUACCCAAAGCUGCGGUUCAUUCGGAGCUGCAGCGCAUCAUUGGCACCUGCCAUAUUAGCUCGGCUUGAGGCGGCAUUCGGCGCACCUGUUUUGGAGGCUUAUGCAAUGACAGAGGCAAGCCACCUGAUGGCUUCGAAUCCAUUGCCGGAGGAUAACCCACAUAAGCCCGGGUCAGUCGGGAAACCUGUGGGUCAAGAGAUGGCGAUAUUGGAUGAGAGUGGGGUGCAACAAGAGGCUAAUGUCAAUGGGGAGGUUUGCAUUAGAGGUCCAAACGUGACUAAGGGGUACAAGAACAACCCGGAGGCUAAUAAAUCCGCAUUCCAAUUCGGGUGGUUCCACACAGGAGAUAUUGGGUUCUUUGAUUCCGAUGGGUAUUUGCAUCUCGUUGGUCGAAUCAAGGAGUUGAUCAACCGUGGAGGGGAAAAGAUUUCACCAAUUGAAGUGGAUACCAUCCUUUUAUCUCAUCCCGACAUUGCUCAAGCUGUUGUGUUUGGAGUCCCUGAUGAAAAAUACGGUGAAGAGAUAAACUGUGCUGUUAUCCCUCGAGAAGGAUCGAACAUCAACGAGGCUGAGGUAUCGAUAUUUUGCAAGAAAAAUCUUGCAGCAUUCAAGGUUCCAAAGAGGACUUUUAUCACCAACUCGCUUCCAAAAACUGCCACAGGGAAAAUCCAGCGACGUAUUGUAGCUGAGCACUUCCUUGCACAAAUUUCUACUGCCAAAGUCCCAAAAUUUGGAGCUUAA